Molecule: messenger RNA, 834 nt
Organism: Rhodamnia argentea
Lineage: Eukaryota; Viridiplantae; Streptophyta; Magnoliopsida; Myrtales; Myrtaceae
Product: chromatin-remodeling complex subunit ies6
Exons: 4
Coding region: 266-640 (124 amino acids)
Biological process (GO): chromatin remodeling
Cellular component (GO): Ino80 complex
Source: RefSeq, a predicted model, not a curated record
UUCUCUCUCGUGUGCCGAGUCCUGAGUCCUUGACGCCUCUCGAGUCUCUCUCUCGCCCCUCUCAGCGCCGUCGCCACCGUCGCCCCCGUUGCCCUCGGGAGCUCAAGCAUACUCGUCUGGCUAGGGAAUUGAAGCUGGGGUCUUGUGGGGUGGGAGCUGAAACGAAUGCAAAUCAAUGACUUGUUUUCUCGAAGUGACAAUGUCUGCAUUCAACGAAGCGUUAUAUAAUUGAGAUGUGCAGUCUUGAAAGAGAAAGGAGAGAAGAAUGGAGCCAGAGGUAAUAGAAGCAGAACUUGUGUUGCCAACCUAUUUCAGCUUCAAGAAGACUCAAAUUUAUGAGAAGUAUCCAAAGGGCCAGUCCAGUGCCAGGCGUUUCAAGCAUCUCAAGCAGAUCAUUCAGGCUGAAAAUAUCCAGAGCUACCCUCCUGAUGAACCUAAUUAUGUUAACAUUGAAUCACCACCUUCAAUGCAUCCAAGCAAGAGGAUAUGUGAUAUAACAGGAUAUGAGGCACCAUACCACGAUCCGAGGACAAAGCUUCGUUAUGCAAAUGCCGGUGUCUUUAAGGUCAUUAGGUCACUUCCCAGUGAGUAUGUUCAGAGGUAUCUGGCUCUAAGAAAUGCUGCAGUUGUUUUGAGGUGAAUUCAGCAUAUGGAAGGAACAAGGGAUCUCUCUCUCUCUGGCACACAUCAAAGGAACACGAAGUACCGCCCACCCAACACAAAGAAAGUUCAUGGUUUCUCACUUUACUGGCAUCUGAUGCCGGCUUUCAUCAGCUGUCCCACCUAUUCAAGUAACUUCUAGCUGAAAAUUUCGUUCUUGGUGUUACCUUAUCU